Molecule: messenger RNA, 1288 nt
Organism: Acomys russatus (golden spiny mouse)
Lineage: Eukaryota; Metazoa; Chordata; Mammalia; Rodentia; Muridae
Gene: Nkapl
Product: NFKB activating protein like
Exons: 1
Coding region: 69-1268 (399 amino acids)
Biological process (GO): regulation of gene expression
Cellular component (GO): nucleus
Molecular function (GO): chromatin binding
Source: RefSeq, a predicted model, not a curated record
UGGAGUUGCGUGUUCUCCUGGUUGUGAUUUCUGGAGUAACCGCCGCGUUGGCUGUUUGAAGUCGGCCCAUGUCGCCUGUACCCCGAUCCCGCCCUAAUGAGGACACUCUGGGCUCUCAGAAACGACGACGUGACUCGGAGAGCCCACCGUCCGCCUUGCCCACUAGAGGAUCCCCUCGGGUAGGCGGUUUCGGCCCUCACCUCAGCGGGCCCGAGGGGCUCCAGCCUGCGCGGGGUGCGGAGAUCGCCCGCCUAGUGCAUCCCGUCAGCCACCCCAGGUCUGGAAAGCGGCCGCCGCUGCUGGGGAUGCGCACGUUGGCCGCCGCCGACUCCUCCUCCUCUUCCAUCUGUGGUGGGUACCGCUUCCAUCACCACUAUGCGGGAGACCGCUCGUGGGCGGAGGACUUGGAGAAGGAAAAGAAGGAGAGCUAUAGGCAACGGAGGCUGAAGGAAAGAGAGAGGAUUGGAGAGCUGGGGGCACCUGAGGUUUGGGGAUUGUCACCCAAGUUCCCUGAUCCAGACUCUGAUGAACACACACCAGCUGAAGACGAGGUCAAGAAUCAGAAGAGCAGCAGUUCAGAUUUCACCGAGGAAAAAAGAACAAAGACUGGUCAUUCAGCCAAGAGAAAACGGAAGGAAAAAACCUCCAAAAGGAAGCAUAGAAAGUAUUGCGAUGACAGCAAUUCAGACUCUCACCUUAAUUCCAGCUCUGAUAGUGAUAAAAAGAAAGUUAAAACCAAGAAAAAAGAGAAGAAAAAGAAACACCGGGCAAAACAUCUCAAGAAGAAGAGGAGGAAGAAAGAAUACAGUGACACGGGCUGUGAAGCUUUAGAAAGGGAAUUUCCAGAUGCGUGGAUGGAACAGUCGGUGAGUGCGGACAGCAUGAAUUUAAUAGGCCCAGAAGCACCUGUAAUACAUACCUCUCAAGAUGAGAAACCUUUGAAUUAUGGCCACGCCUUGCUUCCAGGUGAAGGUGCAGCUAUGGCUGAAUACGUAAAAGCUGGAAAGCGCAUCCCCCGAAGAGGUGAAAUUGGCUUGACGAGUGAAGAGAUUGCCUCGUUUGAAUGUUCAGGUUACGUCAUGAGUGGGAGCAGGCAUCGCCGAAUGGAAGCUGUAAGACUGCGGAAAGAGAACCAGAUUUACAGUGCCGAUGAGAAAAGAGCCCUUGCAUCCUUUAACCAAGAAGAGAGGCGGAAGAGAGAGAAUAAGAUCCUAGCCAGCUUUCGAGAGAUGGUAUACAGAAAGACAAAAGGGAAAGACGACAAGUGAGAAGAACACUGUGGGACUUU